UUUCGUCCAUCGACGCGACGUACGUGACGGGGAUUCGACGUGACCGACUAGCAUGACUAGUGUCGUGUAACGCUUUCGACAGAUUUUCGGGAAGUUGUAUUGUUUCUUACAUAUCACGCAUAAGCCGAAAACUGAUUUUAUUAGAAGAGACUCUAAAGGUUUCUAGGUGCAGUCAAGUAUGGCUGACUCCAGUGUUAAAAAUCCCCCACCGGAGAACUUCAAAGGAUGGCUCUACAAGUGGACAAAUUACAUCAAGGGCUACCAGAGGCGUUGGUUUGUACUUUCAAAUGGGCUUCUGUCUUAUUAUCGUAACCAAGCUGAAAUGGCCCACACUUGCCGUGGCACUAUUAAUCUGUCUGGUGCCUACAUCGACACAGAGGACUCUUGUAACUUUGUCAUCUCCAGCGGCACGCAGACCUUUCAUCUCAAAGCCAGCUCUGAGGUAGAAAGACAACGAUGGGUAACAUCACUGGAAUUGGCCAAGGCUAGAGCCAUACAAAUGAUGGAAGAAGAUUCAGAUGAUGAAGAAGAACUGCCGUCAGAUGUAGACCGCACAGAGCUGCAGACAACCUUGCAUAUCCUGACCAGCAAACUAGAAGAUCUGGGUAUCUGCAAUGACCUGAUCUCUAAACAUGGAACGGCACUCCAACGUGCCUUAAGUGACCUAGAGGUCAUCCAAGAUCCAACCGAGGCAAUAAGCAAACUCAAAAGCAUCAAUGAACGAGCAACACUGUUCAGGAUUACCUCCAAUGCCAUGAUCAAUGCGUGUGGAGAGUACUUAGAGCUGGCACAAGCACAGGGACGCAAGUGGCAGAAGGCUCUGCAGUAUGAGAGAGAUCAGAGACUACGAUUAGAGGAUACCAUUGAGACAUUGGCCAAACAGCACAACUCACUUGAGCAAGCUUGCCGGGAGAAAGGGCGUCAGGACCACAAGAGUGUCAAAGGAACAGAUGCAGAUGAUGAUGAUGAAGACAAUGAAUUUUAUGAUGCCACAGAAGAUUUUACAUCUGUUCAACUCAUUUCAAAUGUGAAAGGUCACAACCGGACUGGUAGUGACAUAAGUGGUAACAGUAUAGCUAGCAGUGAAGGAGAGAGUAGGCCAGGGGAACCAUUAAGCACUGAUGAUCUCAUGAUGCAAGACAAACACAGCCAUAAAGAUUCCAGCAGCUAUUGGCUAAAGCCUAGUUCCAUCCAGACUGGUCGAGUGCGACGGAAGACAAUCCCAACCAAACCAACUGCUGGCCUGAAUUUAUGGAGUAUCAUUAAAAACUGCAUUGGGAAGGAACUCUCCAAGAUCCCUGUGCCGGUGAAUUUUAAUGAACCAUUAUCCAUGAUUCAGCGGUUGGGUGAGGACUUGGAAUAUGCUGGAAUGCUAAACACUGCAGCAGAAUGUAAGACUACAUUAGAGGAAAUGUGCUAUGUUGCCGGUUUCACCAUUGGUGCCUAUGCAUCGACAGCAGUCCGCAACACCAAACCCUUCAAUCCGCUACUAGGGGAGACCUAUGAGUUUGACAGGUCAGAUGACUUAGGUUGGAGAGCACUUUGUGAACAGGUGAGUCAUCACCCUCCAGCUGCUGCCAUUCAUGUGGAAGCUAAAGACUGGAUUCUCUGGACAGACAUUACAAUUGCCAGUAAAUUCAGAGGCAAAUAUCUCCAAGUCUUCCCUCAAGGGAUCAUUCAUAUACAAUUCCGGCAGACGGGCAGUCACUACACCUAUCGGAAAGUCACUUCCACUGUUCACAACAUCAUUGUUGGCAAACUGUGGGUGGACCAGAGUGGAGAAUGUGAAGUUGUCAACCACACCACCAAAGAGUGUUGCAGAAUCAACUAUAAGCCAUACAGUUACUUUUCUGGAGACACACCACGAAAGGUGACAGGUGUGGUCACAGAUACUAUGGGUGCUGCCAAGUACAUCAUAUCUGGGACAUGGGACCAAAAGAUGGAAUAUGCAAAGGUUCUGCACACAUCGAUGGAUAAGGGGAGUAGGGCAAAGCCACUGUAUCAGACUGCCCCUCCAAAACUGUUAUGGCAGAAAAACCCUCUUCCACCCAAUGCAGAGAACAUGUACAACAUGACUAGUUUCUGUAUCACUAUGAAUGAACCAGAGGAAGGCAUAGCACCCACUGACACUCGUAAUCGUCCAGAUCAGCGUCUGAUGGAGGAGGGUCUGUGGGAUGAUGCUAAUAAGGAGAAACUACGACUGGAGGAGAAACAAAGAGCAACAAGGAGGAAAAGAGAGGCAGAGGCAACAGCUGCUGCCGAAGCAGGCAAACCUUGUGAUAGCUACAAGCCAGUGUGGUUUGACAGAAAGAUGGACCCACUGACCAAGACUAUCACAUACAUCUACAACAGCAGAUACUGGGAUUGUAAAGAGAAGGGAGAAUGGCCCGAGUGCCAGGACAUCUUUUAGAACAAUGCUAUACACUCAGUGCUUCCUGUCCUCAAGACAAGGUUUGUGAAGGUGAUCAUGGAUCUGAUGGCAGGUUCAUUAGACAGCCAGUGUGUCAAUGCUGUAAAGCAGACACCAUGUCUUACCAACCCUGCAGGUGAAACAUGAACCUAUACCUGCUAUCCUGUCUACCAUAAAUGAUUCAGUUUACAUAUUUGCAUUGCAAGAGUUGAAAGUUUCAGAAUGCUUGUGGAGCCAUUAUGAGAUUAUAAAAAAAAAUUGGAGAUAAUUUUUCCCAAUUUUUAAGAAUAUUUAAAUUACUAGUAUAUAUUGCAUUUACAAAGAUUGUUCCAUUGUGUUUUAUGCUUUGCUUAUCUUAAAGCUAGUUUCUGGAGAAAAACUUAAGUGUGGAAGUUGUGUAGGUUGAUUUUUUUUUGUACAUACAUAUAGUUGUGAAAAAGCAAAAUAAAUUGGAGAAUGCCCACUAUAAUCCAGAACGCCUAUUUUAAUACCGGUGCAGCAUGAAUUUAGGUUUUAUGAAAUACGGACUCAUUGGUGGUAGUGCGCAUACUUAUGCAUAGAUAAUUAGAAGAGGGACCGGUCACAUGAGAGGGUUUAACCAAUAAAAGGAAAAAAGAGUCCGAUUUUCAUACGAGUCCGAUUUUCAUAUGACACCGGUAUAUGGUAUAGUGUUGCAGUUUGAGAGUGUUCAGAACAUUUCACCUCAGAAAUUUGACAACAGUCAUUGAUCCAAUGCUUCACUGAAGGAUCUGUGUUUCAUGGCUUUGUAGACAUUUCUUUGGAAAUUGAUAUUCAAAGCUUGUUUUGAUAGUUCAAUUCUUGAAGCUAAUCAUGGAAAACCUAAUUACAAAUGUAAUUUUCAACUUACAAUGUCUGAAAUAAAAUGGUUGAACUUGAACUUGACAUGGUAGAAUAAACAGUGUUUAUUACUCUAGAGUCAGAACUUAUAAUUCUGUAUUCACACAUGGCACGCUGCUUAAGAAAAGAAUUAAAGUAAUGCAUGUAUGAAUUUAAGAUGUGUAUUAAAAUAUAAUGAAUGAACAAGCAAAUAAAUAAGACACUAAAAAUAUUUAUAAAAAAGGUAUUUAAGCAAUGAAGUGCGGAUUCAAUCUUCCCAAACUGAGAUCAUAACUUUACAAAUAAACGGUGAGAGAGUCAAGGUGUAAUAAAAUGACCAUAGAUUGUGGCAGUUAUGGAU
Molecule: messenger RNA, 3608 nt
Organism: Patiria miniata (bat star)
Lineage: Eukaryota; Metazoa; Echinodermata; Asteroidea; Valvatida; Asterinidae
Product: oxysterol-binding protein 1-like
Exons: 13
Coding region: 179-2410 (743 amino acids)
Cellular component (GO): cytosol; membrane; intracellular membrane-bounded organelle
Molecular function (GO): sterol binding
Source: RefSeq, a predicted model, not a curated record